Molecule: messenger RNA, 3324 nt
Organism: Mixia osmundae IAM 14324
Lineage: Eukaryota; Fungi; Basidiomycota; Mixiomycetes; Mixiales; Mixiaceae
Exons: 3
Coding region: 50-3289 (1079 amino acids)
Molecular function (GO): microtubule binding
Source: RefSeq, a predicted model, not a curated record
GAAGAGGAGCCUACCCCGCGCAGCAACGCUGACGAGUGCCAAAGCUGACAUGGAAAGCGACUUGAGCGGCAGCAGCUCGUAUGCUGCCUUCAGCUCGCAUCGUCAGCGGAUCGAGGAACUCGCAGCAGAAAUACAAAGCUGGCCAAUAUUGGAGCCUUGGCAGCCUCUGCCUCCCAGUCUGCACACCGUCAGCGAAUCUCAGCUGCAGGAGUACUGGCAGCAGUAUGAAGAUGCAGAAGCAGAGAUCAGUGAGAUUGAUCAAGGUGAUCUGACCAAACUCAGAGAGCUUGCAAAGACUACGUCGAGACGAGUCAAGUCGUCGCAAGAUGCAGACAUUGUCGAAGUGGCUCUCAUGACGCUCGUCGGGCUGGACAGAGUGCUCGCGUUACUCAGACAUCGACUACAAUUGCUCGAGCUGGUCGAUGCGCGUCUCAAGUGGGAGCAUGCACUCGUACAAUCAAAGCAAGAGCUCGGUGACUUUGUCAGUACGACACUACCCGCUUUUCUAACAAAGGCAAGAUGGAUCCCACCCACUGCCGAUCAGCCAAUGGCCGACGAUGCGACUUUGCCGGCCAACUUGGCAUCUAUCAGCACGCGACUCACCACAUUACAGACGAAGCAGAUCCCCGCUUCCGGCGCAGCACUCGACACUCUCAUUGAUGCCUCUCUGGAACCUCUUCCUGAUGAAUUUCUCGAUACACAAGACUUGCAUGAAGAGGAUGUGCAGGCGAAAAUCACUGGCCUCGCGCCCAGCUUGACCGGUCUGCUUAACCAGCGCUUUCUUGCGCGGCGAGUCGACAACGAUCUGCGCACGCUAGCAUCGCAUGUUAUAGAUGCGCAAGAUCAGAUACGGGCCGAGAUAGAAGGCACUCCGACACUUGCUCGUGCGGGUCACUUUGAGCAGAUUGCCCUCGACUUUGCCACCCAGGUCCACUUGAGCCAGCAAGCCAUACAGAGUCUGCCGCUACCUCAGCAUCAUCUGCUCGUCGAGCUCCCUCGUCACAACGCUGCUGUGACCGCAUAUCUCGUUCAGCAGCACGUAGCCAUCAAUGAUUCGGUAGACGCACUGCUUGCGCUUGUCAAACGCUACAGGCACUGUCUGACCCUCGCCGAGGCUGCUUUGCAAGCACAGUCGGAUCUUCUGGGUGCCGAUGCCAAAUUGGUCGCAGCCAUUGCGCAGCUUGAGCAGACAUCGCAGCACCUGCCUGCUCUGGAUGACCCCCGAUGCCUGGCGAAUGCUUCAGCGUUUGCAGAGCCGUUGUCAGACUGCAAAUUUCUCGUAAGACAGCUUCAUGUCAUUCUCAAGACCGUCGAUGGUGUCGUACUCGUAGGUCAGCAACGUCGAAGCGAUCUGAUACAAGCAAAUACGAAUAGUCAGGGUCGCUACGAACUUAGUCAAGCGCUUCAGAACAGCUUAACGACAAGAGAUCGAGCGCAAAUGCUGGUCAAAGACCAUAACGCGCGUGCGCUGGCUUUGUCUGCCGCAAGCGCUCAGUGGCAGAGGGUCCUGGGCUUGCACAGCUUGUUACUCAAGAUCAACGAGCAGACUGGUAUAGCUUUGACACAUGAGAUCAACGCACCCUUGGCAGGCGCCUCAAAGCUCACCAGAGCUCCUCUCGCAAUCGCUGCUUUGCCCAAUGUGGCCGACCUGCGCCUCGAGACCAGCUCUGUCGCCUUUCAUGCGCAUCACCACCGCACGCUCGAUAGGCUCAAUACUCAUAGGGAUCAUCUUGCAGCUACUCGCAAUACCUGCGAGAGCGUACGAGCUCAGACUGAGUACGUGCGUCAAUAUCGAGAGAAAGGAGAACGGCUCGCCCAUAGAAUCUCGGCCGUCAGUGACCCAUCAGACGAGGUCAAGGCCGACCUGCUUGUCUCGGUGCAACAGCUCAAGCAAUCUGCUCAUGAAGAUUUGCCGCUAGUUGCUCAAGCGUAUCCAUCGAGACUAUUCCUGCCUGUCUCCCAGGAUAGUGGGUGGAACGAUCUCGCGAUACCACCGACGGACGAUAUCGGAACAGCCCUUGCCGAUCGAGACAGCGCAGCAAGAGAGGCUGUCAACGAGACCACCGCACGUCUCGAGGCUGCGCUGGCCGAGCUGAAUCGACAACAGGCUAGUGCUGUGCUCGCCCAGCGGCUUGACCGGCUUCUCAACUCUAUGCGAGCUAUCGACUUGCCUGGUCUCAUUGCCACGAAAGCCUCCGAUGAGCUCCCAGCUCGAAGCUCGGCUCAUGAAGCCCAACAGACGCAUCGGUCUUUGCGAUCAGACAUGCAUAUGCUGCUUCUGGAGGCGGACAAACAUGAUGAUCUGUCUUCGCUAACGGAAAUAUUGCAGGACGUUGACGCGAAGCUUACAUCUAACAUAGAACGAUUGGAUUUACUCGCAAUCUUUGGCCAGCUUACUGAACAGUGUGAUGUCGACAUUGGCGAUUAUCUCGAUACUGCUGAUCCAGAUGGUUCUCAACCCUCAACACCUACGACCCAAUCAGGUAUAAGCAAUGGAAAUGGGCAUGCGUCGACCGACAAGUCAGAGAAGCGAUCUGCUGCCGAGAGACGCCUCGAGGGAGUGCGCAAGGCCUCUGAGCCCAUUGCGCAAGAUAUUAGAGUACCUUAUCAGCUGCAGCGGCUUGAAAGUGCAUUAAGGGAAGCUAUGCUGCUUGUCAACGCACCCCGCAACGACACGCCAGCAAUCGCCGCGGUAGAUAUCCCGCCGGAGAUAGAGCCGCAGCCCGAGCAAACCGCUGCGCAAUCUCCUUCGGUGCAGCUGAAACGCGCGAGCGGCAUCCCACGGCGUACUUUUACUCCGACACGUAUUCCUGUUGCAGUCGCUUCACCUAAACCGCAAGAGCGGCCCAGGAUACCGGUCGAGCAUCGUCCAUACGUAGCGGACGAAUCUGCCAUCGAUCAAGAAGUCGGUAAAAUUUUGAAUAAAUUAGAAACAAAGGUCAAUGUCCGUCGAGUCGUCGACAAUGCUUCUGAGAAGACGACACAAACUGGCCGAUAUCACUUUGGCGAAGAUCGACGGCUGUACUUCUGCCGUAUUCUCCGUGAUGAGGUCGUCAUGGUCAGAGUUGGAGGCGGAUGGCAAGAGCUCGGCAUAUUCCUAUCAACACGAUAUCCUCACAAUGACAGCGGUCAUGCAACGCCGCUUAUGCGUACUGUCGGCUCGAGCGCGGCGCCGAACAUGCCCAGAUUAUCUGAUCCUCGACGUAAAGUGAGCAGCACGACGCGUUCAGCAGACUUUGCAGCCGAUCUCACGAGGAAGCUCUCUGGAGCUCAUGUCAGUCAAGCCUAAUGCUAUAGUCACUUCAUUGCAUAUUACUACACUAC